Messenger RNA from Melopsittacus undulatus (budgerigar), 441 nucleotides. Its product is annotated as FUN14 domain-containing protein 2-like. Gene Ontology annotation, biological process: autophagy of mitochondrion. The record is from RefSeq and is a predicted model, not a curated record. Gene Ontology annotation, cellular component: mitochondrial outer membrane. The transcript has a single exon. NCBI's taxonomy places the organism in Eukaryota, Metazoa, Chordata, Aves, Psittaciformes, Psittaculidae. Bases 1 to 441 code for a protein of 146 amino acids.
AUGGCGGCAUGGGGCGGGGGUGCAGAGAACUCCUUCAACAUCCUGGACCUGGCGAAGUACACCAAGAACCAGCCUUGGUGGCGCAAGGUCUUCACCCCCAGCUUGGCGUUGAGCGCUGACAAGUACAACAUGGCCACAGAGCUGCUGAUUUUAGGGGUCACAGGAUGGGGUACUGGAUUUGUCUUCCAAAAAGUUGGAACACUGGCAGCGACAGCGGUGGGAGGUGGCAUUUUCCUACUUCAGAUUGCAAAUCACACAGGAUACAUCAAAGUGGACUGGGAGUUGAACAAAGCCAAGCAGCAGCUGAAAUUUCACAGCAGUGGUAAUAAAAUGUCUCCAGAAGUGAAAAGCAGAGUGGAUGAGGUGGUCAUAUUUCUGACGAAGAAUGUUAUUGUGACUGGAGGGUUUGCUGGAAGAUUCUGGCUCAGAAUGGCAGCCUAA